AUGAUGGCGCUGGUUCGCGAUCUUGGGUUUCCACGGGAUAUUACUGGAGUCAUUCAGGAGUACUGGAAUGUCUUUGUGUCGAAUCUUGUCGAUUAUCAUGACGGCAGGGUGGCUAUGCCCAUGAGGGAAGACGAUGGUGCCCGUGGAGACAAAACCGAGGACGGUCAGGACAAAGAAGUGAUUACCGACAGUGAAACAGAGGCAGAGGGGCCAACCGCGGCCGAGUUCAAGGAUAAGGCAGAACCGGUCACCCCUGUACAGGAUCUUUUGGACACACAGAAAGAGUUCCAGCAGUCAGAGAGCGAGUCUUCUGACGAUGACAACGAUGACGACGAGGACAAUGAAGAGGGGGAGGACUCCGACGAGGACAACGACCUCGGCAACAAGGACGAAGGAUACGAUGAGAGCGAGUCUGACGGCAGUGAAGGCAAUGAAGACAAUGAAGACACCACAAAUUUUGAACCUUAUGAAGACUACGAGUUCAGGGAGCUGACGGAUCCACUCCUACUAAAGAAGCGCGUCAGAGAGUCUACGGAUGGGCGGCUCACCAAACGGCGCAGGGGCAUUCUCAACAAUCGGUAUAGAACCGAUUAUCGCUUUCUGAAAAUGCGUUUCACGGUCGCAAUUCUGUACAUUUCCUCUCAGCACUUGAAGAUACCCGUCGCCAUUGGAGACUUUCAAAGGUAA
Molecule: messenger RNA, 687 nt
Organism: Linnemannia hyalina
Lineage: Eukaryota; Fungi; Mortierellomycota; Mortierellomycetes; Mortierellales; Mortierellaceae
Source: the annotation of a GenBank genome assembly